ACUGUGAUGUCAUCAUCUGUGGAUGAUACCAGUCCUGAGCUGCUGCGUGCACUGGGUCCUGGUGUUACACUGCUUUCCCCUUUCCAUCUCUCCCAGUUCUCCCCCGAUGCCCUCAAGGACACCCUGAUGUCACUGGGGUCAGAGGUGAAGUGGGGUCUGACCCAGGCCAAAACACUGGCCAAUAAACUACUGCAGGGGAAGCAGGAGGUGUCUGGUAAGGAGUUAAUGUCUCUGGGUUCAGCUGUGACGGGCGUGGCCUCCUCUGUCCUCAGGAAGGUCAAAUCCCAGGGGCUUCUGGGUAAUGAGGGUCUGGACAUGAUGAGUCAAAAGAUGACCAGUCUACAGAGAAAAGCAUUGCUGGAGGGGCUGCUUGGGGAUGUGAAUGCCUCAGAGCUAAUCCAGAAAGUCCCUGCCUCUCUGCUGUCCAGCCUAUCCCUGAAAACCCUGGACAAGGCUAACCUGACCUCCCUCGACCAAUUGGAGGGCAAGCAGUGGACACGUGCACAGUCGGCCUUUCUGGUCAGAAAUAUCCUCGGCAAGAAGAUGACACUUCCAGACAUGCGGAAGCUGGGCUCGGCGAUGCAGGGCGUGGCCUGUGAGAUGAUUGAAAAGGUGUCUGAAAGUGGCGUCCUGGAGAUGGCCCAAGCUGUGACAGAGACUCCACGCUGGCUCUCUAAGACACAGGUGUGCUGUACUGCACAGAGUCUGUUUGCAGGUUUGGAGAACAAGAGAGCAGGCUACUUCAACAACAUCACAGACACAGAGUUGGAGGAGAUCCCCACCCUGCUGCUGCUUCACCUGCCGUGAUUACACACACACACUGGCAGAUUUUGC
Messenger RNA from Salvelinus namaycush (lake trout), 834 nucleotides. RefSeq lists its product as uncharacterized. The record is from RefSeq and is a predicted model, not a curated record. Gene Ontology annotation, cellular component: cell surface. The transcript is spliced from 6 exons. The coding region runs from base 7 to 807 and encodes 266 amino acids. Gene Ontology annotation, biological process: cell-matrix adhesion. NCBI's taxonomy places the organism in Eukaryota, Metazoa, Chordata, Actinopteri, Salmoniformes, Salmonidae.